AUGAAGCAUGUUGAUGUAUGGUACGAUGUAGCCUUACGACAAAAUUCACUGGCACUUAUUUUAGAGGAUGAUCCGCUCUUCGUUCCAUUUUUCAAAGAGAAGCUCAAUCGGCUCAUUUAUACUGCUAUUCGUACUGGUGCUCUUCGUGUUAACGGCACGUGUGUUGCACCCUCUUCUAAUCAGCCAAUGGCAGUAGAUGAAUGGAUCAACCAAGAGCCUAUGUUCGUCCUUGGUGCUUGCUUCAAUCUUCACGAUAAUCAAAGUUUUCGUGCAGACCAAUGGAAGGCAACACCGGUGCUCUCAACACAAAAGCUACGAGUUAGCCGAUGUGCCCAUGCAUAUAUCAUUACAGCAUGCACCGCGCAAGCCAUGGUUAGUGCACUCAAUGAACAAUAUACUGAAAUCGAUACACCAGAUUUUUUGAUGAAUCACAUAUUCCCAAAAUCAAGUUUAUUGCAAUCGUUCUGGAUCGAUCCACCUCUUGUCUAUCAAGGCAAUCGUGUCGAUCAUGAUAUUGAUCAGCUGCAAACUUUCAAAGAAACAAAGUACAACUUACCACUUUAA
Messenger RNA from Rotaria sp. Silwood2, 564 nucleotides. Lineage: Eukaryota; Metazoa; Rotifera; Eurotatoria; Philodinida; Philodinidae. The record is from the annotation of a GenBank genome assembly.